Molecule: messenger RNA, 348 nt
Organism: Paramuricea clavata
Lineage: Eukaryota; Metazoa; Cnidaria; Anthozoa; Malacalcyonacea; Plexauridae
Source: the annotation of a GenBank genome assembly
AUGGAAGAAAGUAAGAGGUUGGAGGAAAAAAGACUUUUUCUGAUUGACUGUUUUGAAAAACAGAACCGUCAUAUCAAUGAAAUUAAGGAUAAACUUUUAUCUGAAAAAAAUUGGGAAAUUUUAUGUCGCAGGGUGGAAAUGGAAAAGAAGGGUUUUGAAUUCAGACUGGAUCUAGAAAACGAUGAAAGAGAGAAUACACGAGCCCUGCGAAAAGUUUUCGGACCCGAUCGUUAUCUGGAAGAUGGUGGUUACGAUGAGAUUGAAAUACUUAUCUGUCCUAAUGAGAUUGAUAAUACGGAAGAUGAAGUGGAAAAUUAUAUAAACUAUGGAACCUUGGUGUAUGGCUAA